Messenger RNA from Didymodactylos carnosus, 981 nucleotides. Lineage: Eukaryota; Metazoa; Rotifera; Eurotatoria; Philodinida; Philodinidae. The record is from the annotation of a GenBank genome assembly.
AUGGACGGUCUCUAUUCAAAUGAUCAAGAUAAACAUUCGUUUUAUUCAUGUUCAAACGGUAUUGCAUAUUUGAUUCAAUGUCAAUCAAAUUUGAUAUUUAAUCAAAAUAUUCUUGCGUGUGACUGGGACAAUGGUGGUGAUAAUGACAAACAUUGUUUGGAUUCAAAUUUAAUUAAAUUUGAAAAUGCAUCGACGUAUGCUAAGAUCCCGAACGGUUAUCAUGGUUUAAAAUGGACGAAUGUUUAUGUACUUGAUACACAAAUAUAUCCACAAUGGUCCGAAAGUGGCUUUUAUUCGGCUUUAGAAUCAGGCACAUGGGUAGCAUUUAACUUGAAUGGUGAACGAAUGACAAUUAGCAUAGAUGCACCGUAUAAAUUUAGUAUAAAGUCAUUUGUUGUCUCAUCAGCAUGGAAUGAUAAUGUAAUGCUAUCACUGGUUUCGCAACGUGCAUCCACAUAUUAUAGAGAAGCUUCAUUUAAAAUAGAAAAAAAUUAUUCAACUCUAAUUGAAUUAAACUGGAUUGAUAUUGAUACAAUUACAUUUUUUGCAACAACUAAUGAUAGCCGAAAUGGGGAAGUUUUUGUUAUCGAUGAUUUAUGUCUCGAUUUAACUACUACUGCAACCUCAACAUCAGUAACAACUGGAAUAAUACAUCAAUGUCCAUCAAAUGAAGUUUUAUACCAAAAUCAUUGUUAUUAUCUGGACGGUAUAGGAGGACAAUGUGCGUAUGGUUAUAGCCUUGGAUCAGAAACAGUUUUAUCUCGUAUAGCUGAUUUAUUUAUUGGUUUAAAUUAUAGAACAGCGAUUUCGGAUAAUUGUUGCGUCGUAACAUCUGAGAAAUAUUUAAAUUUUGGAAUUGCUAAAUUACAUCAAUGUAAUAAACGAGGACCAUUCACAACUGUGCCCGUUCUCAAUGGUGGUGGAUGUACAAAUUAUACAAAUAAACAUCCAAAACAAUUAACAUUUUGUGUUAGUCAUUGA